AUGGCAGCAGUCGAAGUAACUUACUCCCUUCCGAAGGAUGUCAACGAGAAGAAGCUCGAAGUCCGGACCGGCUCGGAUAUCCGUCUCCGAAAAGAGAGCCGCGGAGCAGACGUAACAUGGAACGGCACCGACCCCUUCCUCAAGCAGCCGUACUACUACACCGGCGCGCCAUGGACACUCCUUGCAAGCGAUUUGCUCCUGUUCCUCAAGAACAUCGCUUUCCUACCAUGCAUUGUGUUGCCGCUCUGGUCGCAGCCCCCGGCUCGCUCUUUCAACCUCGGAGUCGACAACCGAUUCAAAGAGCAACCUCGAUUUCUCGUGAGCCAGCUCCAUCGUCGAUUCGAAGCAUGGGCUCAGCGCUACUUCCACUCCGGUCCCAUGGACGAGCUUUACCCCUCAUGGAACAACAUUCGUGACAUCACUUUCCACUCCAUCCUCAUCGUCACUCAAUCCGCUUUCUUGAUCUCUCUGCCUUUCCUCUCUUUCUUCUCUUUUAACAUCUUUGUUGCCUACGUUGGUCUUUUUGUUGGCAUCAACUAUUUAGCAUGCAUCGGGCUCAAUGGGUGGAUGCCUGAAGGAUUCAUUUGGUCAGCUGAUAGUCCCUUGGCGAGAGAAUGGGAGCGAAACCACCCUGAAGAAGAAUGGAUUUUCCUCAACGGUGUUGCUGUCGGCAAGAACUGGCUCCAAAGCAACAUUGACCGGAUUUCCGUCACCUUCCAUCGAAGAGUCAAAGGUGUUCACAACAAGACUGCCGGAAUUAUCUUUGAUGUAAUCCAAUGCCUCCUUGAGCGCUGCCUCUACUUCGGUACCACCGACACCAGAGUCUGCUUCUCGCACAUCUCUACUGCUCUGCUCAACCAAGACAAGAAGAAAGUCAUCCUUAUUCUCCACUCACAGGGCGGACUUGAGGGAAGCGUUAUCCUCGACUGGCUCAUCAACCAGCACCCCCGCGAAGUUCUCCAAAAACUCGAAAUUUACACCUUUGGCAACGCCGCAAACCACUUCAACAACCCCCGCACCAAGAGGGAACACGGGAUUCCCAGGCCCAAGGGCCGCGCCAUCCGCCACAUUGAGCACUACGCCAACUCGAAAGAUUUUGUUUCUCGGUGGGGAGUCCUCCACUUCAAGAAGAAGACUGCCAAGAGAGAUGGACGCUUUCUUGGUCUCGGUGAAAUUGCCGGUCUCAUCUCCGUCAACAAGAAGACGGAAGUCAUCAAGGCCGUGGGCAAGACGGAGCCGAAACAGGCCAACCACCUCAGCGCAGAUUGGAAUGAGUUCGAGGGAGCACUCAUUGAGCGCACCGGCUCCGGUCACCAAUUCAACCAGCACUAUCUUGACAACAUUUUCCCUCUGGACAACAAUCUCAGCAAGGUCCAGACGAAUGGAGAUGGCUCUCCUCUCCCGGGCACCUUCAUGGCGUCCCGCACGAACGUUCGCAAUGAUCCCUGGAAGAUUGAUGAGCAGCGCAACCUCACGAAUGGGGUUGACGGUACUGCCCACCACCAGCUCAAUGGUGUUAGCGAAGGGCCCAAGGUCUAUGAGGUCAGCCGGCUUUGGAAGUUUGUCAAUGGCCGACGACCGGACGACUAUUCUUGA
Colletotrichum phormii is the source of this 1596-nucleotide messenger RNA. RefSeq lists its product as uncharacterized. The transcript is spliced from 3 exons. Lineage: Eukaryota; Fungi; Ascomycota; Sordariomycetes; Glomerellales; Glomerellaceae. The coding region runs from base 1 to 1596 and encodes 531 amino acids. The record is from RefSeq and is a predicted model, not a curated record.